Colletotrichum lupini is the source of this 216-nucleotide messenger RNA. RefSeq lists its product as uncharacterized. Lineage: Eukaryota; Fungi; Ascomycota; Sordariomycetes; Glomerellales; Glomerellaceae. The coding region runs from base 1 to 216 and encodes 71 amino acids. The record is from RefSeq and is a predicted model, not a curated record. The transcript has a single exon.
AUGGGCUGUGGUCGAGAGUUGGGGGCGUCCUCUGGCGUUGAAACGGCCGGCAUUUUGGGUUGGGGGAAAUAUCAAACGUAUUACUCUUUUUUUGUCUAUUGUUCCCUUUUUUUUAGUUUCUACUGCAUUGCAACCUCCAUUCUGCCCCCUUCUCGAUACAACGUACAAUCUAAAAAGUUGGCCUACCAUGAAGAUGAGAGAGGCCGGGUUAUUUAG